This is a messenger RNA of Vitis riparia (riverbank grape), 1051 nucleotides long. RefSeq lists its product as uncharacterized. The coding region runs from base 113 to 556 and encodes 147 amino acids. The record is from RefSeq and is a predicted model, not a curated record. The transcript is spliced from 4 exons. Lineage: Eukaryota; Viridiplantae; Streptophyta; Magnoliopsida; Vitales; Vitaceae.
UGUCAUAAAUACGACGCCGUUUUGCUUCGUGGUAUUCUGCUUGGGCUUAGGUUAGGGUUUAUCUUGGAAGACGCAGAAGAUUUAUUGAUCGAAGCAAGGAUCUCCCAAGCAUAUGGAUAUUCAACAAGUUUUGGGGAUUAAUCGACUUGAAGAUGUCAAUUGGCUAUGUUCUCUUGCAGAGUCUGAGCUUGACAUGCUGAUUAGCUUAAAAAUGAUGGUGCUCCGACGUGCAAAAGUAAUUGGUCAUGAAGAUCUUGCUGAGAAGUUUGAUUUGAAGAUGCUUCGAGCCCUUUGGUUCAUUUUGAUGGAAUAUCUAAGAGGACGGGUUAAGGAUUUGUCAACUAUUCCAGGCUUGGCGGGGUUGGACAGGUUUUUAAAUGAAUGCAAUUUAUUAAAGUGUAGUCUAAAGGAUCCUAUGAGCACUGAAGAACUAAAGGCAUGCAUUUCCACCAAUUCAAAAAGGAGAACAGCUAAAAGAUCAUGUGAAGAGAUGGCUCCUAAUCCAAAGAAACAGAAAACUGAAACCAGAGGAAGUGACUCAGAUCAAACUGAAUAAGGUUGAAACUAGAAGAUGUUGCAGCAAACUGAAACCUGAAACCAGAGGAAGAUGUGGCUCUAAUCACAAGAACCAGAAUACUGAAGCCAGAUGAACAGAUGGGUCCAAACAGAAAAUUGAGUGAAAAAUUCUCAAAAACCAAUGAAGUCCCGUGAUUGGCUUGGAUGAUGGUGUAAAGGUCUCAAGAAUGUAUUUGUUAGCCUGGGCUAUUUUGCAUCGCCAUCCCCUGGUUUGAGGCCUUAUUAAUUUUUUAUUUUUUAAAAAAUUUACAAGGAAGGUGUAAAUGAGUCAGUGAGUUCCAAAGUAGGAUAUAGCUGAAGCCAAGUCCAUUUUCUUAAAGAGUGCUCAAGAGUUGCAGUGAGAUGAAGAGCAGGCAGCUGAGCUUGGUUCAUUUGUUACACAUUUGAUCUCAAUCGAACCUAUAAUAUACAGCUGAGCUGAGUGGAUUGGUUUCAUUUACAUCUCAUUUGGAAUGAUUUGAGUUCAUUUUUUGUC